UUAUAUAUGUAGGUAAAAUUUUCCUUUUUUUAUUCAUUAUAACACGAUUUUAUCUAAGAAAAUUGAAUCACAAGUAAAUAUUUUUGCAUUUUUUGUACUAUUUAAUUUAAAUAGUUAGGUAUCUAAAAAUAUAAUUUCCGGAACAAAAUAAUCACAUUUUUCCUGUUUACCUAUAUAAAAAUUUCCGGCAAUAUUUAGAGGUUACAACUCGAACAUAAUAUCAAUCCCUCUAAAUAUAUCAAUAUAUUUUAUAACUCAUGGUUGUACCUAUUCUUACUAUUAAAAACGUAUGAAACAAUCUAUAACUGUUUAAAUCGUAAUCAACAUGAUGAUCAAAACAUUCGGACUUAUUUUAUUUUUCUCAUUGUCUCAAUCCAAAAACCAAUUUAUGCCAAACUUGCCUUUGGGAGAAUAUCGUCUGGUGAUUAAUAAAGUAUAUCCGUGUGAAUCAACGAAAAAUCAUCCACUUAAAUUUAAUUGGUAUUUAAGUAAAAAGACAUCAAGUAUAACGGAAUUAAAAGGGAAUAUAACAUCAUCGAUACCUUUUGACGAUACUCUUACACUUGAUGUAAACUUUGCAUCUUGGGGUUCAACUGGUGGUUGGAUACCAAAUUCAAAUAUGAUCAUAACAAAAAAGGCUUGCAGUAAUAUAAAAAUGCUCGCAGGAAAUACAUGGUUUACACUUAUAAAGGGUUUUAAGAUUCCAUCUGAUAGUUGUCCAAUACCAGUGGGCACAUAUAUUACAUCAGGGAUUGAUAUGAAAAAAAUUGAAGAUACUAAUUUUAACAAGGUUUAUUUUUAUGGAAAAUAUAAAUUAAUGAUUCGGUAUAAAAAUUUCAAAAACGAAGUAGUUGGCUGCGUGGUUGUGGAGAUUAAUCUUAUACGACCAUGGGAAACACAAAUUUGAUUAAAAUAUAUAAAAUAAUAAUAUAAUAUGUUAUUGACUUAUACACUUCACGCAAUUAAACAAA
Acyrthosiphon pisum (pea aphid) is the source of this 971-nucleotide messenger RNA. RefSeq lists its product as uncharacterized. The coding region runs from base 326 to 907 and encodes 193 amino acids. The transcript is spliced from 4 exons. The record is from RefSeq and is a predicted model, not a curated record. Lineage: Eukaryota; Metazoa; Arthropoda; Insecta; Hemiptera; Aphididae.